Volvox carteri f. nagariensis is the source of this 941-nucleotide messenger RNA. RefSeq lists its product as uncharacterized. The transcript is spliced from 2 exons. Gene Ontology annotation, cellular component: endoplasmic reticulum membrane; plasma membrane. Lineage: Eukaryota; Viridiplantae; Chlorophyta; Chlorophyceae; Chlamydomonadales; Volvocaceae. Gene Ontology annotation, biological process: endoplasmic reticulum membrane organization. The record is from RefSeq and is a predicted model, not a curated record. The coding region runs from base 168 to 941 and encodes 257 amino acids.
GCCUGCACAGCUCGCAUUACCAGUAUGGUCUAGUACUUUAUACCGAUACGUCUUAAAAGCGUUGGGUUAGCUUUGACUGAUCUUCGUGUCAGCAGCGUCGCCUCAUAUCGAAUUUUAGCAGCUCUCCAUUAGCAGCUAGAGUUACAAAGCAAAAGCUAUAUUCCAGCAUGGCGGGCCCAGAUGUGGAGGUUAGUCCCAGCGACUUGCGCUUCCGCUUUCAACUCAACAAGCAGCUUCUAGCAACCAUCAAUAUUAACAAUCCAAGUAGCCAGCGGGUUGCAUUUAAGAUCAAGACUACCGCGCCAAAGAAGUAUGUCGUGCGGCCCAGCUCGGGAGUGGUGGAAUCUGGCUCCAACGUGAGCAUCCAAGUCAUUAUGCAGGCCCAGAAAGAGUACGCGGCCGAGUUCGCCAAUUGCAAAGAUAAGUUCAUGGUUCAAACCACCGUGCUGGGAGAAUCGGAGCAGAUUGAAAAAGACACGUUUAACAAGGAUGUACGCAAAGACCUCAAGGAGUAUCGGCUGCGGGUCACCAUCGAGGGACCGGCAGCCCCACCGUCACCCGUCCCGGAGGCGAAUGAGGCCGACGACGAAGCUACCGCCGUGCGCAGUGCAGCUGUACCCCCUGCCGCACCAGUAUUGCCGCUGGCCCCAACCGCUGCAGCUGAGCCCGCCGUUGACCCACGGGUUCGCAACGCCCUGGACAACCUGCAUGCUGCAACAGUAGAGAAUCAGCAGCUCAAAGGACAGGUUGAAAGGCUGCAGCGUGAACGCGAUGAGCUUCGGCGACAGCUUGACAGCUUCCAACUGCAAGGCGCUGCGCUGAAGACUGGCGCUGCAGCCCCACAACAGGCGGCCGCGGCACCCAAGCCGCAGGUGCCACUUGCAAUCAUCUUGCUUGCGGCCAUCAUCGCUUUUCUACUCGGGCAUUACAUGCGCUUCUAA